Lactuca saligna is the source of this 360-nucleotide messenger RNA. The record is from the annotation of a GenBank genome assembly. Lineage: Eukaryota; Viridiplantae; Streptophyta; Magnoliopsida; Asterales; Asteraceae.
AUGGAGACAAACUCUAAGCAAAGAGCUGCAGGGUUCGUGAAGAAUAAGCUAGUUAGUACCUUCUACAAAACCACCAAGCCACCAGCUCCGCUGCCAAUCACCGCUCCAUAUGGUGGUGGUGCUGCCAUCAUCAACAAGACAAGUUACCCACCUUCCUCCAUGAAAAAGGUUCCAUCAUUAACGAAGCUCACAAAUUUAUUCAGUGGAUCUGACGACUAUGUUCAUGGACCUAGUGGCGGCGGUGGCGAUGCUAAGGUUGAUAUAAGGGCUUCCAAUUAUAUCUCAUCUUUCAAAGAGCGGCUUAUUCUCGAAGAACGUAACGCCACUAACGAAAGAGUCGAGAUGUUUAGAAGAAAUUAA